Dentiscutata erythropus is the source of this 447-nucleotide messenger RNA. Lineage: Eukaryota; Fungi; Glomeromycota; Glomeromycetes; Diversisporales; Gigasporaceae. The record is from the annotation of a GenBank genome assembly.
AUGGACCCUCAUGAAAACCAGCUUCCCACAGUUGAUGAAAAUAAAAAUUCUAUUAUUGGAUGCUCCAAUAGUCGUAUCGAAAAAAACGACGACAAAAAUUCUAGUGAUAAAGAUUUGGUGGCCGAAGGUCUCUCUACUGUUGAAGCACUUGUAGUUGUUAGUGAAAAUGAAGAUGCUGCUAGCUUUCAAGCAGAAAAUUCUACUACUGUGAAUCAUUCCGAAAGUGAUACUGUAGUUGAACUACCUGUUAUUGAAGAUACUAACUUACAAGCAGAAAAUUCUACUGCAGAGGAUCAUUCUGAGAGUGAUACCGUAAUCGAGCCUCCUUUUGUUGAAUAUGGUGCACCAGCAAUUGAUAUAUUUCCUUAUUGUCCGAUUGAGUUUCCAGAAAGCACACCUUUGCUCGACCAGUACGUCAGAGAGUUAACGUCACUAUUGCAACAAUAA